Cryphonectria parasitica EP155 is the source of this 593-nucleotide messenger RNA. RefSeq lists its product as uncharacterized. Lineage: Eukaryota; Fungi; Ascomycota; Sordariomycetes; Diaporthales; Cryphonectriaceae. The transcript has a single exon. The record is from RefSeq and is a predicted model, not a curated record. Bases 51 to 515 code for a protein of 154 amino acids.
AUCACCACCACCACCAGCACCAGCAGCAGCCGUCGUCCUUUGGUGGUAUCAUGGUGUCGCAGGAGAUCACAGUCAACGUGCGGCCUGCAGGGGAUAUGUCGGAUGUACCAGCCCGCCAUAGCCCUGUGAGCAGCAGGCACCGGUCAGCUGAGCAGUCAAGACCACUGAUCCAGCGGCGGGGAAGCGAGGGAGGGCCCCAAUACCACCACCACCUUCACCAGGCGGGGCCGACAGGAGAGGCGAACACUCCGUCGCCGGCGGAGAUGAAGAGGCCUGGGGCUGAGCUGGGGACAGCGGCUGCUGCUGCUGCUCAUUACCCCGGUGGGCCGUCGGCGACUGUGAGCAGCGGAGGUGGGGUGCCGACGGCAGGGAUCGAAAUGAAGCCGCUGGCGGCGCAUCGGACGAGCGUACACAUUGGGGCGGGCGUGCAGGUGUCGAACGUGGAGGCGGAGAAGCUGACCGAGGUGCCGACCUUUGUAGACGAGUUGGUGGGGUUCUGCGUGGAGGCGAGGUGAGGAUCAUGAUGAAGGUGUGAAGGAAGAUGAAGAGGAUAAAUUGAGAUUCAUAAUGUAUGAUUGAUUCACGGCCCCUUG